AUAUAAGUCUCUCCCCAUAAAGAGGGGAGCAGUGAAGUGGAGAAUUUGGCAUGCCAUCCGAUUUUUUGCACAAGAAAUGGAACCGCUGGUUUGCAGUAAUUAGCCCGAAACAUACUGGUGGCAGAAUAUCUACAGGAAUCAAUGCGGAAUCGGGAGAGUCGCUGAGAGUGAGUGAGAGAAACAGAAAGAGACAGAAGCCGCAGCGGGAGGAGAGGAGGAGGAGAGGAGGAGGAGACAUGGGGCGCUGUUACCUGGUUGGGGUUUACCUGCUCUUAGCUCUGGUUGGGCUGCACAGAGCGGGCGCCGCCGCCGCUAAAGACCUGUCCUGCCAUCUGAUCACCGUCCCUCUGUGCAAAGGCAUCGGCUACAACUACACCUCGAUGCCCAACCAGUUCAACCACGACUCGCAAGACGAGGCCGGCCUGGAGGUGCACCAGUUCUGGCCGCUGGUGGAGAUCCAAUGCUCCCCGGACCUACGCUUCUUCCUGUGCAGUAUGUACACCCCCAUCUGCCUGGAGGAUUACAAGAAGCCGCUGCCGCCUUGCAGGAGUGUGUGUGAGCGGGCGAAAGCCGGCUGCGCCCCUCUCAUGAGGCAGUACGGCUUUGCCUGGCCCGACAGGAUGAGGUGCGACCGCCUGCCCCAGCAGAGCAACCCCGAGACCCUGUGUAUGGACUAUAACCGCACUGACCUGAGCACGGCAGCCCCCGGCCGGGCCAGACCCAGUGACAAGCCGCCCAGCGGCGCCGGCAAAGCCAAUAAAGGCACCAACAACAAGAAGCCUCUCCAGCCCGCACUGCCGCCGCGCCCGGGCAAGGGCAGGGCGUGUGAGCGGGGCUGCCAGUGCCGCGCACCCAUGGUGCAGGUGAGCAGCGAGCGGCACCCGCUCUACAACAGGGUCAAGACGGGCCAAAUGGCCAACUGCGCGCUGCCCUGUCACAACCCCUACUUCUCCCAGGACGAGAGGAGCUUCACCGCCUUCUGGAUCGGCCUGUGGUCGGUGCUGUGCUUCGUGUCCACCUUCACCACCGUGGCCACCUUCCUCAUCGACAUGGAGAGGUUCAAGUACCCCGAGAGACCCAUCAUCUUCCUGUCCGCCUGUUACCUGUUCGUCUCCACCGGCUACAUCGUCAGGCUGGUGGCGGGACACGAGAGUGUGGCCUGCAGUCAGCAGCGGGAGUCUGGGCACAUCUACUACGAGACCACGGGUCCCGCUCUCUGUACAGUGGUUUUCUUGCUCAUCUACUUCUUCGGCAUGGCCAGCUCCAUCUGGUGGGUCAUCCUGUCGCUCACCUGGUUCCUGGCCGCAGGCAUGAAGUGGGGCAACGAGGCCAUCGCCAACUACUCCCAGUAUUUCCACCUGGCAGCCUGGCUGGUGCCGAGCAUCAAGUCUAUCGCCGUGCUGGCCCUCAGCUCGGUGGAUGGAGAUCCUGUGGCUGGGAUCUGCUACGUGGGCAACCAGAACUUGGACAACCUGCGGGGUUUUGUGUUGGCGCCUUUGGUGAUCUAUUUGUUCAUAGGGACCAUGUUCCUGUUAGCAGGCUUCGUGUCUCUGUUCAGGAUCAGGAAUGUGAUCAAACAGGGAGGCACCAAGACGGAUAAACUGGAGAAGCUGAUGAUCAGGAUUGGGAUAUUUACGGUUCUCUACACGGUGCCCGCCACCAUAGUGGUGGCCUGUUAUUUUUACGAGCAGCACAACAGGCAGAGCUGGGAAAUGACUCACAACUGCUCCUGUCUGACAGAGCAAGAGGCCAGAAGGCCGGACUAUGCGGUGUUCAUGCUGAAGUAUUUCAUGUGCUUGCUGGUCGGGAUUACAUCCGGAGUGUGGAUCUGGUCUGGAAAGACCCUGGAGUCGUGGAGAGCUUUUUGUACGCGCUGCUGUUGGAACAGUAAAGGGACGAGUGGCUCUAUGUACAGUGAUGCCAGUACCGGCCUGACCUGGAGGUCAGGCACCGCGAGCUCCGUGUCUUACCCCAAACAAGUGCCGUUAUCCCAAGUCUGAGAUUUACUGUGGACUUGAUUUUUUUUGAGGCGAAAAAAAAUUUGCCCUGAAGAUUCUCACCCAAGCAUCUUAUUAACCUGUUAAUGACCUUCUAAUGGUAUCCAUUGGCCAAAAAAGCGAAGAACUUAGCCAGAAACCAUAUGCCUGGCCUUUUUAAUACUUACAAUUUUAACCAUUUAUAUGCACAAGGACAUCCAGUAGAUGUUAAUGUGGGAGGAAAGGAAUGGUUUCAAAUCCUGACUUAAAUGCUGUUAAUGCAAGGAAUAAAAAAAACGUUGCUUUUAAUUGCCACCGAAAGAAGAGGGGAGGAAACAGACUUAAAUAGAAGUACAGUCCAAGCUAUUCGAUUGAAAUCUUAAUAAUAGUUGUUCAUGACCGGGUGCUUCAAUCUGCCUUAAAAUCCUGUUUUAAUAUUCCCAUGUAAUACGGGUUUCUUGCAAAAGUUGUAUUUAUA
This is a messenger RNA of Callorhinchus milii (elephant shark), 2454 nucleotides long. RefSeq names its product frizzled class receptor 8a (gene fzd8a). NCBI's taxonomy places the organism in Eukaryota, Metazoa, Chordata, Chondrichthyes, Chimaeriformes, Callorhinchidae. Gene Ontology annotation, cellular component: plasma membrane. The record is from RefSeq and is a predicted model, not a curated record. The coding region runs from base 51 to 2000 and encodes 649 amino acids. The transcript is spliced from 3 exons. Gene Ontology annotation, biological process: canonical Wnt signaling pathway; non-canonical Wnt signaling pathway. Gene Ontology annotation, molecular function: Wnt receptor activity; Wnt-protein binding.